Hemiscyllium ocellatum (epaulette shark) is the source of this 10331-nucleotide messenger RNA. It is a transcript of the gene esama, whose product is annotated as endothelial cell adhesion molecule a. Gene Ontology annotation, cellular component: adherens junction; plasma membrane. The transcript is spliced from 7 exons. The coding region runs from base 237 to 1520 and encodes 427 amino acids. The record is from RefSeq and is a predicted model, not a curated record. Gene Ontology annotation, biological process: homophilic cell-cell adhesion. NCBI's taxonomy places the organism in Eukaryota, Metazoa, Chordata, Chondrichthyes, Orectolobiformes, Hemiscylliidae. Gene Ontology annotation, molecular function: cell-cell adhesion mediator activity.
GAGCCUGCAAAUACUUCAGGCCACCAGUGCAGGAUAUCACAGCGCUGAUGGUCUGCAUGCUCGUUCACAGUCUCUGCCGGCCAGGGGAGAUUUAAACAACCACAUCAGUGCGGCAGGUCGGUGUCCUGAAUUAACUGAGGUCGUGUGUUUGCAAGCUUCUAGUGCGAGAGAUUAUUUUCAAGGGAAACUAAUCCGGAGCUGCCUGUCUCUUUGGAUACUAAACUGUGGGAACCACCAUGAACGCCGUGCAGUUGACACUCUGGACUUCAAUACUGACAGAAUGUUGUUUUAAAAUCACAAUGGAAGAAUCAUCAGAAUUACGGCUGGAGAUGCCGCCAAAACGAACUGUCGCUGUUGGCAAUUCAGUCAUCCUGACUAGCAAGAUUUCCAUCCCCCAGGGAGCAGAACUUGCCUCCGUGACAUGGACCAAAAAGAGAGAUGGACCAAUAUUGACGUAUACCAAUUCUAACAUAUUUCAAAAACCUCAAUAUGAAAACCAUAUCGGCUUCAAAAAUUCAAAGCUGGCUGGUGAUGUCUCCAUAUACAUCAAUGACACAAAGUUGACCGACACAGAUACCUACACUUGCACAGUAGCCGUUUCAAUUCCAGGUGAUGGCAACAAACUUAUCUCUGGAGAAACAGUGCUGUUUGUACGGGUUCCACCUUCCCCUCCAAAGUGCACAAUUGCUGCUGGAAGCCAAUAUGUUGGCAGCAAUGUGACCCUAAGAUGUCACUCAGAAAAAGGUGAACCUGCACCCAAUUACUCCUGGACAUGGACGACUUCCAGGACAAAGCUUAUUUUACGCCGUGGCUAUUCUGUCAAACAGGGAAACUUGAUAUUGACCAACCUCAAUGAAACAAUGUCGGGAUUAUACACUUGCAAGUCUGAGAAUGAAGUAGGGAACGCAUCUUGUUCAAUACAGUUGGCUGUGGUAACCCCGAGUAAUGCUGGGAUCAUUGCAGGAGCCUUUUUUGGAGUGCUGUUUGGAAUAUGUCUGAUUAUUGCUCUUGUGAUUUGCUGCUGCAAGCAUCAGAAGAGGGAAGCAGAAAAAGAGGAAGAACCAGCUAAUGAGAUAAAGGUGGAUGCACAAGCACCAACAGGAAAUACAUGGGCUAAGUCUGGGAGUUCUGAUAUCAUCUCCAAAAAUGGUACACUGUCAUCAGUGAGUAGCACCAUGCAUGUUUACAAACCAUAUCCAAGUAAACCACCAUCAGAUGUUGCUUCGACCAUCACUGCAAUGGGUGUCAACGGCACAGGAAGUUACAAGCGCCCAAAUAAUCCCCGAAAAUCGGCGGAUAACGUUUCAGUAAGAAGCUCACCUGGGAAGUCAGCACCAUCUUAUGCAUCAGUCGUCAACACUCACUACUCUCACCCUCCCCCUGCUUGGCAGAAUGGAGUUCAGACACAGGCCCCCAGGCAGGGACCCAGAUUAUCCUCAAUGUCGCCAUCAAACCUUACCAGAAUGGGGGCCGUGCCAGUCAUGGUGCCAGCCCAGAGCCAAACAGGAUCACUGGUGUAGGAGCAAAUUGUGUCACCAGGGCACUUGGAAAUCCUGUGGUAACUUUGAUGACCAAAGAGUAGGACUUCAGAUGAGAGCAAUUUAUGGUGAAAUAUUACAAAUCGAGUAUUGGCUGUGAACAGUAUUCUGAAGUACCGUCAUCAGUUUUUGAAUGUUGCUCAACUAGAAACUCGAGAUAACCUGAAUUAAGAAAUUUAGCCCAAACACUGAAUGGAUGAGCAGACGACCAGUUCUUUCCAGGUCUAUUGGUUGUCACUCAAACAAUACUUUUGCUUGACACAAAAUCUUUUCACAGGAGCAGUUCUAACUAAUUCCAGUUUAUCGCAACACUGUGCUUGUAAUCUCUACAGCUUCUCUGUCGAAAUAUCAUAUGUGUUGAAAAAUAUAAAACUGCAGUUUUAGGUCUGCCCACACCAACUUGUCACACUCAUUAUUCUUCAAUGAAGAUGCAGACCAGUUUCAUCCAGUAGAAAUGUGACUUUUGGUUUGUGUUACAAAUAUUGGCAAUACACCUUCUCAUCUGGUUACUUUUCUUUUGCUCCACAUGAUUAUUUUUCCCUGGUUCAUACAACAGUCUUCAAUGAAACAAACUCAGGUGAUCAACUUCUCGCAAUACCUCGCCGAAGUGUUUUCUUCUCUUGGAUAGUGCAAGUAGUCAACCUGGGAGAUGAAACCUCCUUUGGUUUGUAAUUCCUUGGGUGUAGACGAUCAAAGGUUGACGUUGACUGAUUCAGUGAUACACACGGGAGAAACUAUUUCAUUUGUUGGGAGAAUCAAGAACCAAAGGAUGAAAUUUUAAUGUUUGAACCAAGACAUUCUGGUCAAAAUGAGGAAGCUUUUGUUUUUCACCCAGGCUAAUGAAAACUCUGCUGCUCAAUUCCCCAAAAGGCUGUGGUGUGGAACUUUCAAGACUCAGGUCAAUAGGUUUCUGUUAGAUCAUGGUAUCAAGGGGUAAGAAGCUAAACUGAGGAACUGGAGUUGAAGAACAGAUUAACCAUGAACAAAUUGAAUAGCAGAGCAGAAUUGAUGGGCUGAAUGGCCUCUUGCCAUUCCUUUGUUUGAUAGUUUUCUAUCUAUCUAUAGUAAACAGUGUUCCUAAAUUCUGGUAGCUCUCAACAGAAACAAAUGUGAGUUGAUGGAACUUGUUGCAAGGGAACGGGGAGAUCCUACUUUUAUCUUUCCAAGGUUUCUAAAUGAUUUGAUUCCAAAAUUUCCUGUCUCCGGUUCUUUUUGCAUUUAUUUUAUUUGUGAUUCUGUAUUCUGACGAGUGCAUUUCUUUUCUGUUCUUGUUUUCCUUUUAUCUUUGUAAUUUGUUAUAUGAGGUCUUAUAGUAAUCAUUAUAGCGGCAUGUUUCCUGUCACUGUGAAGAAGGAAAUUAAGUAAUAAUAGAAAGGAAUUUGUAAAACUCUGUCAGAGAUGCCACAAAUGACUUUUUCCUGACAAAAGACAUAGAAGAAACUAAAAAUGGACCGGGGGGGAGGGGGUACAAAGUUGCAGCAUUGGAUCGACUGAGUUGUUCACUAUAACAUUUAUUGAAGUUGUAGACAACAUAGAGUUCAAACAAUGUUAACACACCCAGUCUGACGCUAGGAUAUAGUAUGAAUAAAUAGGGCAGAAUAAAACCAGUGCAGGACUCACAAACACUUUUUUAGAAGAUUGUUAAUGGAGAUGACUAUUUGUAUAUUGUGAGUGCUUGUUGCUGUCCUGCAAUACCUCAAAUAUACAGUACUAUUGUGACUAGCUGAGGGUGGGUGAAGUGACUCCCCUCUUUUUAAACAUCCUCUCCAGCACAAGACUAUACCUGUAUUCAAUUGAAUUGUAGUUAAAUAAUGUCUGCAGUAGUAGUAAAAAAAAUUGCAAAGUUUCCUUGAAUUUAAAGCAAAUCAAGUUUAUUUGCUGUCAAUCCUGAGAAAAAUAAUAAAGCAUGUCAUCAAACAUAUGUGCUGUCGUUUCAGCCCUCACCCACGUACAGCACUAAUAUAUACACAAACACUCUCCAUAAACACACACACACUCUUAUACACACAAACCACAACACACACUCCAACCCUCUAACACACCAAAUAUGUGAAUACACAGUUUAGAGACUUUUUGAUGUUGUCCAUGUACAAAGUUUUAACUUGAGGCUGCGAUUGUUUAAUUGUUGUUUUAGGUCAUCAGCAGUAGCAAAUGUUGCAGUUAUCCUUUGACUUCUCAAUGUUCUUAUGUUUCUUUUUAACAUGUAGUGUCACUGACCAUUUUUUUUAAGAGAGAGAGAGAGAUAGAAAGAGAGAGAGAAGGUUCCCUGACCUUUCAGUUAUGCUUCUUUAAUACCCUGUGCCAAAAGCAGCUUCUUGUAAUAUCAGCCUGUGUGUGUAUUUCCAUGUCUGAGAUCAUUGUCUCCAAUGAUAAUUGCAGGUGAUGCUUUCAUUUCUUCAUGUGAACAUUCUCAAAGAUAUAACUCAAAGUAAGAGAUGAAGAUCUUUUACUCUUUGUUUGGGGAUGGGCUGGCUGGUAGAUUGUAUUGCCUUUGGAUAAAAUGUUAAUUUCAGAUUGGCUGUCUGUUGUCUAAUUCACAUUGAAAUUUGGCCACUUAUGGUCAGGUGAUGCCUAUAGCCAUUUCAAGUCAGUGAUUUUGGUUCGUUUAUCUAAAACCCUUUCAAUCCAUGGAAGUCCCUCAUACUAAGUCAGCAAUGAACUUCAAAACUCAAAUUGUAUAUCAUUGUGACAAUAUUCACAUACAAAAGAGACACCAAAAGGAUGUGAAUAUGCAGGAUGGCUCUUCAUUCCAUUUAAUUUGCUCCUUUCAGAACAUUGGCCCUAUCUUUCCACUGGACUUGCUUGAAUGAGUUCAGUUCCAAACCUAAGCAUUUGUCGUAAUGACCAUAUUCUUGCUUUUGCUCAUCUAUUUCAUAAUGAAAUUCUUACAGAAUCUGCAGGAAAGAUUCCAUAAGAGCCUUGUACAAAUGGUGCCAUUGGUUUCUGUUGGUGAAUCCACUAUUGUUCUCCUUCUCUGAAAGGGACAAAUCAUUUUGACGGAUUCUAGAAAAGGGCAUACCUGAUAAUAAAUUAAUUAAACCGUCAAUACCUUAUAACAACUUAAUCAAUCAAUGUACUAUCCUUUUUAGGCUGGAGUUAUCCUUGCAGACUUCUGGGCUUUAUCCUAUUGAAUAAUUGAUUUAUCUAAAUUUACUUUGUAAAUAAUGUCCUAAAAGUCCUAUGUAACUUUUUUAGCUCUCUAUCCUCAACCACCUUCUGACAGGUUAAUGGGUAACUGGAGAAGACCCCUGGAGGAUUUUGAUAUUUUAGCAGUAGGGCUGUUUCUGAAUGAAUGGCUUGAAGUGACCCAUCAAUGUCCACUUUGAGGUGUAGAAUAAUGGACUAACAUGACUAUCUAUCAGUCAGAAUUGACCAUGAACAUGAAGCAAGUGUGGCCCCAAGAUAUAAACCUUACAUCCUAUAAAAGACAUGGACAUUGUAGUAGCAUGUGCCAAUAUCAAAAGAAGCAUAAACACUUAGAAAUAACCACUGAUCAUUCUUCAUUUCAGAGAGAAAGCCUUCAUUCUAACUGGAGCAGUUGGUGUACCACUGUCCUCUAUUUAAGAGCACAUAGAGCAUUUCUAUUUCAAUUGCUGUUAUGAAACUUCUGACAUGCAUAUUGAUCUUGAAAUCAAUAAAUAUUUGAGCCCGAGCUGAACAAUGGUUUAAAAAGCUCAUGCUAAUUGUGAUUAUAGGAUCAUUUCACAAUUCUGUUUUACUCUAUUGCCUUUAUAAUCUUAAUUGUCUUCAAAAUGAUAACCUUUUUGCCUGCACCAAUUUCAUCAAGGGAGAGUUUAUUGAUCUAUUCCUGUACCAUCUCACAGUAUGGCAGAGAAGGAAAUUUAAACAAGCAUGCUCACUUUGACAGAGAUUUUGCUUUUCAUUUGCUGAUGGAAAACAUUGAAGUCAAUGGAAAGGGGCUUUAAUAGGCCGUCGACCUAUAGCUGAUGGAAUAAUGUCAUACCAAACUCCAUUCUGCUCUCUCAGCUGAAUGUAAACAAUUCAAUGGUCAUUAUUUCGAAGAAGAGUGGGGGAGUUCCAGUCAAUAUUUAUCACUCAUUAUCAAACAGAUGAUCUGGUCAUUAUCUCUUCGCUGUUUGUAGAAGUGGAUCAUACACAAAUUGACUGCCUCUUUUCCUGCAUUCCAACAGUCAUUACGUUUCAAAGGGCCUUUAUUCACUGUAAGGUGCAUUAGGACAUCCUGAGAUCAUGAAAGGUGAUAUAUAAAUGUUGGUUUUUCUUGGUGGUGGCAGGGAAUGAUCUAUCUCGUUGUUGUUGGAUUUAAGAUUUUGAAUUUAUACUUAUAAACAAAAGCAAGACAUUAUGAGUUAGAGAUUAGUCAGAAACUAAUGUUUAGGAAUCAGUCACAUCAGCUGCUUUUGAACUUGGAAUAUCUAGGUGGCUUUUGUAUUUAUCAACAAAUACUGAUGUGAGGGAACUAUUAAGCAGCUUGUGAACCGAGUUGCAUCUUUACAUGCAUUGUCAUUGGUAUACCAACUUCUUGAAAUUGAGCACUUAGGGGUCUAUUAUAAAUAUCCAGAUGACAUGAGAAGCCUGAAUGUCAAAUUUCUUUGAAGAGUGGUGUUAUAGAUCUUUUAAACUCAAGCUUUUUGUCAUGAUGCUGCUUUUUGAAUUAAAAGCCGUAUUUUCGAAAUUGCUUAUUACUUUGUUUAUUGAUACAUUUUAUAUCCAAUAGAACAACCAAAAGGUUAGAACACCCCAAGGAUUUGGGCUCUCUCAGCAAUCUGCUGUUUUCAAUUCUGGUCACAUAAUAUCGAAGCUUUUCAUCUUGCAUUCGUCAGGACAAUUCACAAGAACAUCAAUUUAAGGGGAAAACUGAUGUUCAGUCUGUUUGAGAAGAGAGUGGGAAUUACUUGACAAGUAGUCUAUGAUUGGUAGACCAUGGAGAAUGCACCAGAGCGAGAUGAUUCACAGUUAACUGCCAGGAUUUAUCUAAAUUUUAAACCAGGCAGGUUGACUUGAGAAAUGAACCAGUAAAUGGCUUGUGCAUUUUCAUGACAAUGCCUCUUUUAUGCUUUAUCUAUAAUAAUGGUCAUAGGUUUAGUAGUCUCAGUGCAGUUCUGAUGACUGGUGGAUCUGUUGUGCUGAGAGUGCAUAGAAAAUACAAUCAUAUCUGCUUAUGCUGUGUUUUGCGGGGUCAGGAAAAAAGAAAAAGGUGACUGUUUAGGUCACUCUAGACUGAUGGAACAAUCGAAAUAUGAGAGAUUGAACUAAGUUUUUGUCAUGUUCUUCCAUGGAAUGUGGGCAUUGCUGGCUAGGUAGGAAUGUGUUAUUCAUCCCUAAUUAUAUUUGGAAAGGUGGUGGUGAGCUGCCAUCUUGAAUUGUUGCAGUCCGUAUUGUAUGCGUACAUCCUCAGGGCUGUUACGAAGGAUGUUUGAAGAUUUUGGUUCAGCGAUGCUGAUGCAGUUUCAAGUAAAGAUGGUGUAUGCCUUGGAGGGGAACUUACAGGUGACAGUGUCAUCAUGUAUCGGCUGUCCUUGACCUUCCAGUUGUUGGAGGUCAUGGGCUUGGAAAUUGCUGUCAAAGUGUGAAUUUGUAAUCAACCUCUGGAAUCCAACAUUGCAAAAUUAGAGGAGAUUGAGCUUUGGCUGUGAAGGUAACCAAUGGUUUCAAUAUCUGUUGAGGAAAUGCUAUGCUAUAGAUCACAUUGGGUUAGCCCAAGAGUAUCUUGGUUUGAGUUUGGAGAGUGCACUUGCUGAAUUGGAAUCUCACCUGUUUCAGUGUACAACGUACAAGGACGGCUAAAGACUAUCACAACUACUCCAUCCAGGUAUAAAAUCAGAGAAGUAUACAGCACAGAAGGAGUCAAUUCAGUCCAUUGUGCCCAUAUUGGUUCUUUGACUAUGCCAUCCAGUUAUUCUUAUCUCCCUAUUGUUUCCCCAUUGCCCUGAAACUUUCACCCUUUCAAGAUUGUAUUUGAUUGUUUUCCUAACUUGCUGUGUAAAAGAAGCUUCAUCUUACAUUGGCUAAUAUAAAACAGACAGUUACCUGAAUCCUGUGACCUUUGGUCACUAACGUCUCUGUCAUAGAAAACAAUUUCACUUUAUUUCCUCUUUGAAAUCCAAUGUGAUUUGAAUAUCUCUGUUAAAUCUCCCCUUAACCUUUUGUACUCCAAGGAGAACAAUGCCAGUUUCUUCACUCUGUCUACAUCGCUGAACAAUUGAUCUAAUAAUCCAAGACAGGUAUUCUCCUGCAACAGGUUAAAAACAUUGGGGGAAAUUUUGGAGAAAUAAAAUUGGAAAGUUCUCCUUUGAGUUCCUAAAACAGUCAAAGAAAUUGCAUAGGUUGGCAGUGCAAUAGAUUCCUGGCUUCACCCUUGUAACAUUCCCUUUACAACUUUUAGGAUUGCUAAUUGAGCACUGAUGCACAAGAAUCUCAUAAAGUGGAAACAUGCACUCUAAAUCCAGAUUUAUAAAAUAAGCCCUUUGAUGUUUCCCUUCCUUCAGAUGAAAACUCAUUGAAUGAUAACUAAAUGUAUUCUCUUUCUAAAAUAUGGAAGAGUUGAUUUUGCAUACAUAUGUUUUUGUGGUGUUGGGUUUCAAUUUGAGAAAUGACCAUGCAGUGUGCUCAUGUUUGCUUUAGACAGCAAGUAGGCAAGGGUUCAAUCUGAAAAAUACACGUGCUGCCUUUAAGCAAAAGACCAUUGCUUAUGUCAUCAGGUUAGAUUUGGGUUAGCAGGUGCUGCAUUACUUAAAGAUAAAGUUCCAUUUUGUGUGCCAUUUUCAGAUGAGGGAAAAGUGACUGAUGGAAGCUGUCAUUGACGGCUCUUCCUCAUAGUUCACUUUGGGUCUGUCUGAAUGACUUGGCUGCAGAAUUCCUUACAGCCUCAGUGCAAACAUUAACAAUAGAGCUGAACUCAAGAGGCGAGGUGAGAGUGACUGCUGUUGACAUCAAGGAAACAUUGAGCAAAUGCGGCAUCCAAGAGUUCUAGAAGACUUGAAGUCAAUGGGAAUCAGGGGAAAAAAACCUACUGUUGCUUAGACUCAUAUUUAAAACAAAGAAAGGUGGUUGAUUGUUCCAGACCAACCAUCUUAACACAAGGACUUCACAGCAAGAGUUCCUCAGCAUAGCAUUCUAGAUCUGCUCAUCUUCCGCUGUGUCACCUUCCCUCCAUUCUACGAUCAGAUCCAGGAAUUAGAUUACUUUUUUAGAUUAGAUUAGAUUACUUAUAGUGUGGAAACAGGCCCUUCGGCCCAACAAGUCCACACCGACCCGCCGAAGCGUAACCCACCCAGAUCCAUUCCUCUACACUUACCCCUUCACCUAACACUACAGGCAAUUUAGCAUGGCCAAUUCACCUAACCUGCACAUUUUUGGAUUGUGUGAGGAAACCGAAGCACCCAGAGGAAACCCACGCAGACAUGGGGAGAAUGUGCAAACUCCACACAGUCAGUUGCCUGAGGCAGGAAUUGAACCCAGGUCUCUGGCGCUGUGAGGCAGUAGUGCUAACCACUAUGCUACCGUGCCACCCACAAAUGCCACCGUGCCGCCCACAAAUGUUUACUGAUCAUUGCACAAUGAUGUAUACCAUUCUUGACUCCUCGGGAAAUAAAACAAUCUGUUCCUAUAUUCAGCAAGACCGAAGGCUUUGAUAGAUAAUUGGCAAGUAACAAUUGCCAAGGACAUCCUCACUAUCAACUGUUUUUGACUCACCAUUGACCAGAAAUUGAAAUAGGCCAACUGUAGCUAAAAGAGACUGGGAAAUCUGCAGUGAGUAACAAUCUUCCUGACUCCCCCAAAUUCUUUGUACCAUCUGUAAGGCACAAGUCAGGAGUAUGAUGGAGUACUCUGCAGUUGCCUGAAUUAGUGCAGGUCUAAUUGUCAAAACAUUCAACACCAUCCAGGGUAAAGCAGCCGACUUGACUGUAAUUUUAUCCACUACCUUCAACAUUCACUCCCUCUAUCAAUAACUCAGUAACAAUUGUGUGCCCCAUCUGCAAGAUGCACUGCAGUAAUUCAUCAAUGCUUCUUUGACAACACCUUUCCAACAUACAUCUGCUUCCAAUAAGGAGGACAAGGUCAGCAGAUACAUUGGAACACCGCCAUCUGCAAAUUUACUUCAAAGCCACUCACCACCCUGACUUGGAAAAAUGGCAUUGUUCCUUCAGUGUCUCUAUGUCAAACCCCUGCAGCCCCCUCCCUAAUGUUAUUGGAGGUAUACCAAUGGCAAAUGGAGCCCAGAUGUUCAAGAAGGCAGCUCACCACCACUUUCAUGAGGGCAACUAGGAAUGGCCAAUAAAUGCUGGCUCAGCCAGCCGCACCCACAUCCCAAGACUGAAUAAUGAAACUCUCUCCCUGUGUGAUGACUCCUCCUGUUUCUAGUUGCACCCCACCAUCUGCAAGAGAGAGAGAGAGAACAAAGUGUGGCAAUGAAUUCUGUGACGGUUGUUUGGGUAGUGUAUGUAAAAUGGAAUGUGUGAGAGAGAGAUGUGGAAUGUUUGCAACUGUGUUAGUUGAUCUUACAGCCAUGUUUAAUCAUUGUCCCACUCUGUUUAUAUAGCCUCAUGUUGGACUUUGUUACAUAUGAUAAGGAUGGAUUUUAUGUAUUGCCAUUUACAAUGAAUUUGAUAAAUUUUAUCCCUAUUUUUAACCUUUUUUGUACAUAAUAGUUUAUCGAUAUUUGUAUUCAAUGGAAAAGUUAUAAGUCUGACUGAAGCCAUCCAUGUGAAGUGGAUAGUUCUAGGUCUUGUGUUGUUUUACUAUUCCUGCAUGCAUCUGCUGAAAUGGACAAGAAUGUUGUUUUUUAAAAAUAAAGUUUAUCAGAUUCCUAAA